Cylindrotheca closterium is the source of this 1128-nucleotide messenger RNA. Lineage: Eukaryota; Bacillariophyta; Bacillariophyceae; Bacillariales; Bacillariaceae. The record is from the annotation of a GenBank genome assembly.
AUGUUGCUGCUGUUUGUUUUUCUACUAACCUGGAUUCUGAACACCAACGCUCUCUCUAUUUCCACUAGAAUAUCGAAGAAAGCGCUGUUGGCCGAUCUCCAAAAGAGCUAUACUCCCGAAUCAAUCAUAGACAAUGUUGGAAAACAUGUCUCAGUUGACAUCGACCCAGAAGGCAGUGUCGCGAGCCUAGUCCUUGUUCGGUUGUCCAAGCAACUGAUUGCACUUGACAAUAAUGGAGACCCAUACAAAGACUCUUUCGACGCUGGUACCCUUGGGAAAAUCGUACAGUCCUUUGCAUCUUCAAACUGGAACUCGUCAGCUCAAGCCAGAGAAGCAGCUACCGAAGGAACCAAAGCGUCAGCUGUCCUAUCGAAGCUUUUAUCACUCCAGUCUUCAAACUUAUGGGAGCCGCUACUGAAGAAAUGGAAAGACACCGAUGCUGGCGAAUUUGAGCCGCAUCAGAUAUCUGGGAUUGCGUGGUCGUUCGAUGUUCUAUCUAAUGACUAUAAUCUACCAAUACAAUUUCAAGAGGCUUUCGAUAACCUCGGGCUCCCAUUUCGGAUUCGAGCAAAUAUGUGUGGAGAUUUUGAUGGCUUGACGGUUUUCAACCUAGUAGAUCAGGUCAACUUUCGAACGGAAGAGAUUCGAACCAAGUCCAACAAAACCGUCCGAGAAAGACGACAAACUGCUUGGGAAGGGGACGACCAUGUCGCUCCCUUUGCUUAUUCUGGGAAAAAUAUGGAUAGGGAUGAUUGGUCACCGCUGGUAAAAACUGUUCGUGAUCAUCUCAACAAACAAACAGGUCAAUACUACGAUGGCUGUUUAUUGAAUUUGUAUCCUGAUGGUGGCUCGGGGAUGAGGUAUCAUAUCGACCCUGAUCAGGGUACUCUCUGGGCUUUUGAAACAGCUGUUGUUAGCGUGGGAUGUACUCGGCGUUUUGCUUUUCGAGAGAUCCCAUCUAGCGGUAGCUCCUCCAAUGCAAAGCCACAUGUGUUUGUCUUGUUUCAAGGAGAUGUGACGGAAAUGUUUGCGGAUUGCCAAACUCGUUUUCAGCACACUGUGAGAACGGCAGAAUCCAAAAACGAGAAUGCUCCACGAGCCAGUCUGGUCUUUAAGAGAACUUUAUAG